AUGCUUUUUUAUUAUACCAAUGGCACUUUAAUUAGACUCCCGAGUAAGACGGACUUAGAAAAGAAAAUCGAACUUGCCAAGUUUUUCAGCCGAACCAGGAACUUAUUCAUAAGACUUGAGGCCCUUGUAAAGUGGGCGAAUAGCGCUUCGAAAGUUGACAAAUGCGAAGUAACCUAAGAUCCAGUUUACUUAUUUAGAUCUUGCAUAGAAAAUUUCCAACUUCUUAGACGAGCAGAGCUUCUUUUUGCUGAGCACUGCCAACAGUCUGUCUUCGCUCCUCCGUGACAAUCUUGUUGAGGCGAGGUAUGGUUUUUAAAUAAUUCAUGUGUAGGUUACCACCGUUCGCCGUGUUACAUGCUAUCGACAUUUUUGUGAACAAAACCUAUACUCGUCUUCCCAAGUGCAUUAAGGUAGCAGCGCAUAUCAUAAGUCAACAUUUUAGUCGCAAAUCGUCCCACCUGAACCUAUCUCCGACAGAGAAGUGA
Molecule: messenger RNA, 485 nt
Organism: Spirometra erinaceieuropaei
Lineage: Eukaryota; Metazoa; Platyhelminthes; Cestoda; Diphyllobothriidea; Diphyllobothriidae
Source: the annotation of a GenBank genome assembly